AUGAAAAAUAAGAAAAAAAUAAAAAAUAAAAUAUCAUAUUCAUUAUUGGAAAGAGAAUUAAUGGGAUCAAGAGAAAAUGAAAUAGCACCAGAAGAUUGUGCAUCAUUUUUAUCAAGAAUAACAUAUUCAUGGACACAAAAAAUGUUAAUUUAUGGUUAUUUUAAUACAUUACAAUUAAAAGAUGUACCAGAUUUACCAGAAUCAAUUAAAGUUGAAAAUACAACACCAAUUUUAGAUGAAUUUAAAUUUAAAAAAAAUGAAAAAUUUGGAUUAGUUUGGUUUAUAUAUAAACGAUUUGUAAUGGUUAGACAUAAAACUUCAAUUAUCGUUCAAAUAUUCUCAGCGAUAGUAUCGGUUUUAUCACCAUUAUGUCUUAGAGCAUUCAUUCUGUAUGUUCAAAGAGAACCAAGUGAAAAAUCAUUUUUAGUGGGAUUAUUCUAUGCAGUGUUAGUAUUAAUGGGUGCUUUGUUUUUAUCGAUUUCUCUACAACAUACCUAUUGGUACACAAUGAAAUGUGGUUUGGAGGUAAAGGGUGCAUUAACUUCAAAAAUCUAUUCAAAAACAUUAAAACUUUCAAAUUAUGGUAAAAGGCUAUACAGUUCUGGAACGAUUUUAAAUUUAAUAUCAAGUGAUUGCCAAAAUUUUGCAGACUACUUUUGGAUUGAUUAUUUAAUUUUAUUAGUUGCACCCAUUCAAAUUAUAGCUUUGCUAGCAUUACUUUGUUGGACUAUUGGGUAUAGCGGGUUAGUUGGAUUUUUAAUUAUGAUUUUGUCAUUACCAUUAUCAACUUUCCUAAGUUCAAAAGUCAGUAAAUAUCAGUUACUCUCAUUGAAAUAUUCCGAUAAACGUUGUAAUUUAAUUAGUGAGAUGAUUAAUGGUAUUUAUUUAUUAAAGUUAUAUAAUUGGGAACUAUUCUUUAUAAAUAGAAUUGAAAAACAAAGAAAACAACAAUUAAUUAAUCUUUAUAAAAGAAUGGCAUUUUGGGCAUUAGAUAAAAUGGUAGUACAAAUUUCAAGUGCAUUAGUUUUAGUUUCAUCAUUUACAGUUUAUACAUUAAUUGCAAAUAAAUCGAUUACUUAUGAAGUUGCAUUCACUUCAAUAUCAAUUUUUUCAAAUCUUCGCGAACCAUGUGAAUUACUUCCCCAAGCAAUACAAAGAUUAUUAUCACUUUUACCAUCAUCUGAUAGAAUUUGUAAAUUUUUAUAUGAAACUUCAGAAAUUAUUGAAAAUUUAUCAACAAUAACAACAACUAAUGGUACAAAUCAAGAUAUUUUAAUAACAAAUGGAACUUUUGAUUGGAAUGAUAAUAAUAAAAAUAUUAAUGUUGGUGUUGAUAGCCAAGAAAAUAAAAAUGAUGAUGAUGAUAUGAUUGAAUUAGUUAAUAACGAUAGUAUAGAAACAACAACGUCAUAUGUAUUAGAUGAUAUUAAUUUUAUAGCACCUGCAGGUAAAUUAACAAUUAUAUGUGGUGUUGUCGGAAGUGGUAAAUCAAGUUUAAUUAAUGGAUUAAUUGGUGAAAUUUAUAAAGUAUCAGGUCAAGUAACAAUACCAAAUACAGUUUCAUUUACAAAUCAACAACCAUUUUUAGUGAAUUCAACAUUACGAGAAAAUAUAUUAUUUGGUUUACCAAUGGAUAUGGAUAGAUAUAAAAAAGUAUUAGAAUCAUGUAGUUUAUUAACUGAUUUACAAUCAAUGCCUGGUAAAGAUUUAACUGAAAUUGGUGAAAGAGGUAUUAAUCUUUCAGGUGGUCAAAAACAAAGAAUAAAUUUAGCACGUGCAUUAUAUUCAAAUUCAGAUUGUUAUAUUUUAGAUGAACCAUUAUCAGCUGUUGAUCCACAAGUUGCAACUCAUUUAUUCAAUCAUUGCAUUCAAGGUGAAUUAAUGAAUAAUAAAACACGUAUUUUAGUUACUCAUCAACUUCAAUUCAUACCAUCAGCUGAUCAUAUUGUUGUACUUGAAAAUGGAAUAUUAACUCAAGGAACCUAUCAAGAAUUAAAAGAUAAAUUUGAUUUUGAAUCAAUUAUGAAAACAAAGAAAUUAAAUUUAGAAUUAAAUAAUAGUAAUAAUAAUAAUAAUAAUAAUAAUAAUAAAGAAGAAGAGGAAGAUGUUGAAAAUUUAGAAAAAGAACAACAACAACAAGUUAUAAAUGUUAAUGAUGUUAUUUCAAAUGAAUUUGAAUCAAAAAAUGAUGAAUUAAAUUCAAAAUUAUUAGUAAAUGAAGAAAGAGAAACUGGUUCUGUUGAAUUAAAUAUUUAUAAAAUGUAUAUUAAAUAUGGUUCAUCAUUUAUUUUCUUUUUUACAAUGAUAAUGAUGUAUAUAAUUAGUCAACUUUUGUUUUUAUUAUUUGAUUAUUGGUUAACGAUUUGGAGUGAUGAAAAGAAGAAUAAGAAUGGAACUAAAGGUGAUUCUUUUUACAUUUUAUAUUAUUUGCUAUUGGUUGGUUUAUUUAGUGUAUUUUUAGGAAUUAGGUAUUUUAUGAUAUUACAUUUUACAAAUUCAAGUUCAAAGAAUUUACAUGAUAAGCUUUUGAAAUCAAUUGGAUAUGCAAGUUGUCAAUUUUUUGAUAUUAAUAGUUCUGGUAGAAUUAAUAAUAGGUUCACUAAAGAUAUUGCUGAAGUUGAUUUAAUUUUAAUGGUACUUUCAGAUGCACUUUAUUGUGGUUCAACAGUUUUGGUUGCGGUUUUAAUGAUGAUAGUAAUUAAUCCAUUGAUUGUAUUUCCAUUUUUAUUAUUAGCAUUAUUUUAUUAUUUGGUUCAAAAAUUGUAUAGAUCAUCAUCAUUGGAAUUGAAAAGAUUAGAAAACAUUUCAAGAUCUCCAAUAUUUUCAAUAUUAUCUGAAAGUUUUAAUGGUUUAAUUACAAUUAGAUCAUUUCGACAACAAUCAAGAUUUAUUAAAAGAAUGCAAGAUAGUAUAAAUGUGAAUUUACGUUUAUUUUAUUACAACUUUUCAGCUCAUCGUUGGAUUGGUAUAAAGAUUGAAAUCAUUUCUUCGGCUGCCGUAUUUUUAUCAGCAUUCUUUUCUUUAUUUAAUUCAAACACUGGUUUAUCUGUAUUGGCUGUAACAACAUCACUCUCUUUGACUGGUUAUUUAAAUUGGUGCAUUCGUCAAUAUAUUGAAUUCUCAAUGAAAAUGUCAUCAGUUGAACGUAUUGAAAAUUAUAUUAACCAACCAAGAGAAGGUGAUACAAUGAAUGUUGAUAUGGAAUUAGAGUCUAAUCUACCAAUUAAUUGGCCUCAAAAAGGUGAAAUCCAAUUUAAAAAUGUUGAAAUUAAAUAUCGUCCAAAUUUAAAACCAUCAUUAAAAAACAUUUCAUUCGACAUAAAAUCAAAUGAAAAAAUUGGAAUUGUUGGUAAAUCUGGUAGUGGUAAAAGUACAACAAUGCUAGCACUAUUUAGAAUGAUUGAAUGCUCAAAAGGUUCAAUUCAUAUCGAUGGUAUUGAUAUUUCUAAAAUUAGUUUAUCAAAAUUACGAAACUCUAUUGGUAUAUGUCCUCAAGAACCUUUUAUAUUCUCUGGUACCAUUAGAAAGAAUAUUGACCCAUUUGGAAUCUAUUCAGACUCUGAAAUUUGGUUAGCAUUAGAAAAAGUUAAAUUAAAAGAAACAAUCUCUUUAUUACCAAUGAAAAUUGAUACAAUCAUUCAUGAACAAGCAAAUUUAAGUUUUGGUCAAAAACAACUUCUAUGUUUAACUAGAGUUCUAUUAAAAUCACCAAAAUUAGUAUUCUUUGAUGAACAUUCAAGUAGUAUAGAUUAUUUUACAGCUCAUCAAUUAAAUAUAUCAGUUAAAGAAAAUAUUACAAAUUCUACAACCUUAACAAUUGCUCAUCGUAUUGAUACAAUCAUUGAUUCUGAUCGUAUACUUGUAAUUGAUUCUGGUGAAUUAAUUGAAAUUUUUGAUAAAAAUAAUAUUAAUAAUAAUAUAAAUAAUCAAAAUUCAAAAUUUAAAAAGUUUGUUCAACAUACUUCUGAUCAUUUUAAAAAUUAUUAA
Messenger RNA from Dictyostelium discoideum AX4, 3987 nucleotides. RefSeq names its product ABC transporter C family protein (gene abcC7). The transcript has 3 exons. The coding region runs from base 1 to 3987 and encodes 1328 amino acids. Lineage: Eukaryota; Evosea; Eumycetozoa; Dictyosteliales; Dictyosteliaceae. Gene Ontology annotation, cellular component: membrane. Gene Ontology annotation, biological process: culmination involved in sorocarp development; transmembrane transport. Gene Ontology annotation, molecular function: ATP binding; ABC-type transporter activity; ATP hydrolysis activity. The record is from RefSeq and is a predicted model, not a curated record.